Messenger RNA from Aureobasidium subglaciale EXF-2481, 681 nucleotides. RefSeq lists its product as uncharacterized. The annotation marks the transcript as partial. The transcript is spliced from 2 exons. The record is from RefSeq and is a predicted model, not a curated record. Gene Ontology annotation, molecular function: ATP binding; thiamine diphosphokinase activity; thiamine binding. Gene Ontology annotation, biological process: thiamine diphosphate biosynthetic process; thiamine metabolic process. NCBI's taxonomy places the organism in Eukaryota, Fungi, Ascomycota, Dothideomycetes, Dothideales, Saccotheciaceae.
CUGAUCAUAUUGAACCAACCGAUAGCAGAUACAAGAGUGCUAGACCGCUUGUGGAACCAUACAAGCUAUCGGUUGUGCGCUGAUGGCGGUGCCAACCAACUUCACGAUCUCUUCGUCCAGAAUGAUCCAUCACGGCUCGAUCAAUAUUUACCAGAUAUUGUUCAUGGUGAUCUCGACUCUCUUAGAGAUGAUGUGAAAGCCCACUAUCAAGGACGCGGUGUAGAGGUCACAGAGGAUCCAGACCAGUACAGCACAGAUUUUGGAAAGGCAAUAAAACAGGUGCUGAGGGAGCAACCCUGGCAGAGAAACUUCCUCGUGCUUGGGACCAUCGCAGGCCGACUUGACCAGGGAAUUGGUCUCUUGUCAGAGAUCUACCGAGAGCAACACUCCAAAGAGUGUCCUAACCUUCGCUUCUGGCUGUUUUCCGAAUCAAGCAUCUCGUUCACUCUUCCUGCUGGAACGACAACGAUCCACACUCCGCUGGCCGAGAAAGUCAUAACGCCAAACAUUGGUAUCCUACCUAUAUUUGGCCCCGCACAUAUCUCGACGCACGGCCUGGAAUGGGACGUGAAGGACUGGUAUACGCAGAUGGGUGGUCAAGUCAGUACCAGUAACCACGUUGUCGAAGAUCAGAUCACUGUUUCGACCGAUGCUGAGGUCCUCUUCACAGUCGAGCGAAGG